UGCCAGAAACAAGCCAUGUCUAUUCUGAAGGUCCACGCCCGAGAGAUCUUUGACUCCCGUGGGAAUCCCACUGUUGAGGUUGAUCUCUACACCUCAAAAGGUCUCUUCCGGGCUGCCGUGCCCAGCGGUGCCUCCACUGGCAUCUAUGAAGCCCUGGAACUCCGUGACAAUGAUAAGACCCGCUACUUGGGGAAGGGUGUCUCAAAGGCUGUUGAGCACAUCAAUAAAACUAUCGCACCUGCUCUGGUUAGCAAGAAACUGAAUGUGGUGGAGCAGGAGAAGAUCGACAAGCUGAUGAUCGAGAUGGACGGCACCGAGAAUAAAUCCAAAUUCGGUGCCAAUGCCAUCCUGGGAGUGUCCCUGGCUGUCUGCAAAGCUGGUGCUGCAGAAAAGGGGGUGCCCCUCUACCGCCACAUUGCUGACUUGGCUGGCAACGCUGAAGUCAUCCUGCCAGUCCCAGCUUUCAAUGUGAUCAACGGCGGGUCUCACGCUGGCAACAAGCUGGCCAUGCAGGAGUUCAAGAUCCUCCCUGUGGGGGCGUCCAGUUUCCGCGAAGCCAUGCGCAUUGGGGCAGAGGUUUAUCACAACCUGAAGAAUGUCAUCAAGGAGAAAUAUGGGAAGGAUGCCACCAAUGUGGGUGACGAGGGCGGGUUUGCGCCUAACAUCCUGGAGAACAAAGAAGCUCUGGAGCUGCUGAAGAACGCAAUUGGAAAGGCUGGCUACACUGAACAGGUUGUCAUCGGCAUGGACGGAUUUUUCUCUGUUUUUUGGCAUGGUGUGAAUGGACUUCAGAAGAUCCCCAUUGCCCUUAAUGCAGUAAGAUCAUCUCUUGGAAAUAUUCCAUUUUACUCUGCAGUUUUGCCUGUGGAUUAUUAUGAAGAUGAUUUAGUCCUAAACUACAAUGUUUAA
Molecule: messenger RNA, 909 nt
Organism: Alexandromys fortis (reed vole)
Lineage: Eukaryota; Metazoa; Chordata; Mammalia; Rodentia; Cricetidae
Product: alpha-enolase-like
Exons: 2
Coding region: 16-909 (297 amino acids)
Biological process (GO): glycolytic process
Cellular component (GO): phosphopyruvate hydratase complex
Molecular function (GO): magnesium ion binding; phosphopyruvate hydratase activity
Source: RefSeq, a predicted model, not a curated record